CUCAGAUAUAAUGUGAUGCUGAGACCUAAAGGACUACAAGAACUGAUCUAGACAAGCAGCCUGCAUCUCCCAGGAUCUGAUACCAAGUUGCGAAUAACUCUUCACUGGUUGUAUCGAGGGCCGUGACUUGGAGCAAGAAACAGGACUCUCGGUGUGAGAAGUGGGAGCCAUAUAAAGAGGCUACAGAGGGAAACAUCGCAACCUUUGGACUUUGGAACCAGCCCAUUGUGAAUUUCAAGGACGAGCACUCCUUGCAUAAAGACGAGCAGAUUUCGAGGUGUAAUCUAUCCAGAACCCUACAGGUUCCUAACUACACACCAACAUGGCCAUGUACAACAGUUGCUUGGACAUCAAUCCCCAACUGGAGAAGUACUACCUUCCAACUGUGUAUGGAAUACAGUUCAUUUUGGGACUUCUGGCCAAUCUUACUGUAAUAUGGGCUUAUCUAUUCUGUCUGAAGGAGUGGAAGUGUUGCAACAUCUAUCUUUUCAAUCUUUCCAUCUCAGACCUAAUAUUCACUUGCUCCCUUCCCUUGCUGAUAAGCUAUUAUAGCAGUGGCAACCAAUGGGGUUAUAGUGUUCUCACCUGUCAGAUAAAUAAAUACAUCCUUCACUUUAACAUGUAUGGAAGCAUUUUGUUUCUCACCUGCAUCAGUUGGGAUCGGUACCACCUGGUGAGACAUCCCUUGAAGGUCCACUGCAUGCAAAAAAAGGUGAACGCUGUUUUCAUUUGCCUAAGUAUCUGGGUAUUUGUUACACUGGAGUUACUUCCCAUUUACACCUUUUUUGAUGAUGACAGUUAUAACAACACAGGCAAUGGGGACUUUGAAUGUUCUGACUAUGCCAGUUCAGGAAAGGCCUUGGCAAAUCUGUUUUACAGUUUGUACCUCACAGUUGCUGGGUUCUUCAUACCCCUGUGCAUUAUGCUCUUCACGUACAUCAGAACUGUAGGCAGCCUAAAGAAAAUGAAGCGAGAAACCAGUAAGAUCCAGAUCAACAAACCUCUCAGGAUGGUCAUUUUGGCCAUUGGUAUUUUCAUUGUGCUCUUUACCCCUUACCACAUAAUGCGCAAUGUCCGCAUUGUGUCCCGACUGGAAGGUGUAAGAAUGUCCGUGUGUGGCAAAUUAGCCGUGAAGGCCAUUUACACCAUCACCAGACCUUUGGCUUUCCUCAAUUCUGUUAUAAACCCUGUUUUCUACUUCAUGAUGGGUGAUAAAUUUAGGGAGCAAAUUGUCAACAAGCUGCAAAAAAUCUUCUUAAGAAAACCCGGAGCCUCAAAUAAGAAAGAGGAAGGCCUCAGUAAAUCCAUUGGGUUCAAUAAAGGCUCAGUUGAAUUAACUGUUUGAUAAAACAAUGGUAUUGAUAGCCAGGAGCAACAGAA
Messenger RNA from Pristis pectinata (smalltooth sawfish), 1380 nucleotides. RefSeq names its product succinate receptor 1-like. Gene Ontology annotation, cellular component: plasma membrane. Gene Ontology annotation, biological process: G protein-coupled receptor signaling pathway. The transcript is spliced from 4 exons. The record is from RefSeq and is a predicted model, not a curated record. Lineage: Eukaryota; Metazoa; Chordata; Chondrichthyes; Rhinopristiformes; Pristidae. Gene Ontology annotation, molecular function: G protein-coupled receptor activity. Bases 323 to 1345 code for a protein of 340 amino acids.